Molecule: messenger RNA, 3841 nt
Organism: Vidua macroura (Pin-tailed whydah)
Lineage: Eukaryota; Metazoa; Chordata; Aves; Passeriformes; Viduidae
Gene: KAT2A
Product: lysine acetyltransferase 2A
Exons: 18
Coding region: 567-2966 (799 amino acids)
Biological process (GO): positive regulation of transcription by RNA polymerase II; chromatin remodeling
Cellular component (GO): nucleus; histone acetyltransferase complex
Molecular function (GO): protein binding; histone H3 acetyltransferase activity
Source: RefSeq, a predicted model, not a curated record
ACCUUCCAGGCGCUGCCCGCAGCUCCGCGCACAGCCCGGCGCCAAGCCGCUGCCCCCGCGCUGACGGUGGCCGCGGCCUCUCACGAAUGGCCCUGCGGGCGGAGCCGGCUCAGCGGUACCGGUCAGGAGGCGCGGCCGCCCUCCACGCCGGCCGCUUGGCCGCACCCCGUGCCGGCUCCGAGCAGGCGGAGGGCGGGUCACACACCGCAUUUGGAGAAGAGGGCGUGGCCAUGCUCCAUAUUUGCUGGAGUCAGCGGAGUGCGGAGCGGUACCGGUUACCGGAGGGGUGGGAGGGCUCCUCCGGGCACCGACGGCUCAGCAUCGCCCCGUGAGGGGCUGUCGCGAUGGGUCGUCAUGACCGGACCUCCAUCCUCUCUGGACGGUUCACGCCACGCGCAGUCCCGAGUGGGAGCUCUGCUCCCGUUCGGGAGAGCGGGUGACGUGAACCGGCCCCGGGAGCGCCGUCCCGGGAGCACCGGCCCCACCUCCCCCGCCGCAGCGGACUACAGAUCCCGGCGUUCCCGGCGCGCAGGCGCAGUGAGCGCGGGGCGCACGCCGGGCCCGGCAUGGCGGAGCCGGAGGCCGCGCAGCCCGGGCGGCCUCCGCCGGGCCCCGGGACGGGAACGGCGGGGACGGCGGGGGCGAGCGGGGUGACGGCUGGAGGAGCGGGAUCCAGCGACCCGGCACGGCCCGGGCUGAGCCAGCAGCAGCGGGCGAGCCAGCGCAAGGCGCAGGUGCGGGGGUUCCCCCGCGGGAAGAAGCUGGAGAAGCUGGGAGUCUUCUCGGCUUGCAAGGCCAACGACGCCUGCAAGUGCAAUGGCUGGAAGAACCCCAACCCCCCCACAGCCCCUCGAAUGGACCUGCAGCAGCCGGUGACCAACCUGAGUGAGCCGUGCCGGAGCUGUGGCCACGCACUGGCGGACCACGUGUCCCACCUGGAGAACGUCUCAGAGGAAGAGAUCAACCGUCUGCUGGGCAUGGUGGUGGAUGUGGAGAACCUCUUCAUGUCAGUGCACAAGGAGGAGGACACGGACACCAAGCAGGUGUAUUUCUACCUGUUCAAGCUGCUGCGGAAGUGCAUCCUGCAGAUGAGCCAGCCUGUGGUUGAGGGGUCCCUGGGGAGCCCUCCCUUUGAGAAACCAAAUAUUGAGCAGGGAGUCCUGAAUUUUGUGCAGUACAAGUUCAGCCACUUGCCACCCAAGGAGCGCCAGACCAUGUAUGAGCUCUCCAAGAUGUUCCUGCUGUGCCUCAACUACUGGAAGCUGGAGACACCGUCCCAGUUCCGUCAGCGCUCCCAGAAUGAUGAUGUGGCCACCUACAAGGUCAACUACACCAGGUGGCUGUGCUACUGCCAUGUGCCACAGAGCUGUGACAGCCUGCCCCGCUAUGAGACCACCCACGUCUUCGGGCGCAGCCUCCUCAAGUCCAUCUUCACAGUGACCCGCCGGCAGCUGCUGGAGAAGUUCCGGGUGGAGAAGGACAAGCUGGUGCCGGAGAAGCGGACACUGAUCCUCACCCAUUUCCCCAAGUUCCUCUCCAUGCUGGAGGAGGAGAUCUACGGUGAGAACUCUCCAAUCUGGGAGGCUGAUUUCACAGUGCCAGCUGCGGAGAGUGCCCAGCUGGUGUCUCGCCCAGCUGCAGUCAGCACCGUUGCCGUGCCCACCACUCCUCUCUUCAGCAAGAAGCUCAGCAGCAGCACCUCGGCCACCAGCCUGGACGCCAGCACCCCAGAGCCCCUGCCAGGAGAGAAGCGGAAGCUACCUGAGAGCCUGACGCUGGAGGAUGCCAAGCGGAUCCGUGUCAUGGGAGACAUCCCCAUGGAGCUGGUGAACGAGGUCAUGCUGACCAUCACAGACCCUGCUGCCAUGCUGGGCCCUGAGACCAGCCUGCUGUCGGCCAACGCGGCGCGGGAUGAGACGGCGCGGCUGGAGGAGCGCCGCGGCAUCAUCGAGUUCCACGUCAUCGGCAACUCGCUCUCGCAGAAAUCCAACAAGAAGAUCCUGAUGUGGCUGGUGGGGCUGCAGAAUGUCUUCUCGCACCAGCUGCCCCGCAUGCCCAAGGAGUACAUCACUCGCCUCGUCUUUGACCCGAAGCACAAGACCCUGGCACUGAUCAAGGAUGGACGAGUGAUCGGGGGCAUCUGCUUCCGCAUGUUCCCUACCCAAGGUUUCACGGAGAUUGUCUUCUGCGCUGUCACCUCCAAUGAGCAAGUGAAGGGCUAUGGGACGCACCUGAUGAACCACCUGAAGGAGUACCACAUCAAGCACAACAUCCUCUACUUCCUCACCUAUGCAGAUGAGUACGCCAUUGGCUACUUCAAAAAGCAGGGCUUUUCCAAGGACAUCAAGGUCCCCAAGAGCCGCUACCUGGGAUACAUCAAGGACUAUGAGGGGGCGACCCUGAUGGAGUGUGAGCUGAACCCCCGCAUCCCCUACACCGAGCUCUCACACAUCAUCAAGAAGCAGAAGGAGAUCAUCAAGAAGCUGAUCGAGAGGAAACAGGCGCAAAUCCGCAAAGUCUACCCAGGCCUGACCUGCUUCAAGGAGGGUGUGCGGCAGAUCCCCAUCGAGAGCGUCCCUGGCAUCCGAGAAACAGGAUGGAAACCUCUGGGGAAGGAGAAGGGGAAGGAGCUGAAGGACCCGGACCAGCUCUACAACAUGCUGAAGAACCUCCUGGCCCAGAUCAAGACCCACCCCAGUGCAUGGCCCUUCAUGGAGCCGGUGAAGAAGUCAGAGGCACCAGACUACUAUGAAAUCAUCCGCUUCCCCAUUGACCUGAAGACCAUGACGGAGCGGCUGAAGAACCGCUACUACGUCACCAAGAAGCUGUUCAUCGCCGACCUGCAGCGCAUCAUCACCAACUGCCGCGAGUACAACCCGCCCGACAGCGACUACUGCAAGUGUGCCAACACCCUCGAGAAGUUCUUCUACUUCAAGCUCAAGGAGGGAGGGCUCAUCGACAAGUAGCGGGGGCCGGCCUGGACCUGCUGUGGCCACCGGCCCUCCCGUGGGAGGGACAGGGCUCCUGUGGGAUCCAGCCCCACUCUCUCUGUUGCUAGGAGCUGCUGGAGGGAUUGGUGCUGCUGAGCAGCCUGGGGAGCUGGGCUUUCCUUCUUGGGGAGCCCCAGGGGCUGAGGGUCUGGUGAUUUUAUCCCUGAGAGCUCAGGGCAGGUCUGGCUCCCUCUCCUAGGGAAUGGGGGUGAGGCUGGAGCUGCCUCAUCAGGAUCUGCCCAGGGCAGGGAGAGCACUGAGCUCCUGCCUCUGCCUGAGGAGGGGGAGCCCCCUGAGCCCUGUGCAUCCCCCUUACCUGGGAUCGUGCCUUCUGCCCUGACUCCCUGUGACAGGGCAGGGGCACACAAGUGCUUUGGUUUCUGCUCCGUCCUCAUUCAGGCAGCCCCCACCCCUCACACUGAAUGUACAGCGGGGUCAGCCCUGCGCUGCCCGCAGCGGUGCUGCUCCUGGGCCAGGGUCCUGCUGGGCAGGGGGCCCUGCCCUGCACACCCAGCUCCUGCUGCCUCUGUCAGCUCUUCCCUCCCCCCGGGGCAGGUCUGCCUUCCCUGCCUGUACAUCCUCCCUGCCUGCCCCUGUUGCCAGCUGGGGAGUGGGGGUCUGCCAGCCCCUGUCCUGCCUCUCUGAGUGCCAGGGAGGGUGGCUGCCUGGUGCUGUGCUGGUCUCUGCUCCCUGCUCUGCUCUGGCUGGCAGCCACCUCUGCUUGUCCCCCACCUUGCUCCCUCCUCCUUGUGCCCCCCACCCCUUUCCCUGCCCCCCACUCCCCCAUUCCACUUGACUGGUGUUUUCGUUGGUUUGUUUGUUUUUUUAAUAAAUGUCCUUGUGCAGCCCCA